AUGACACUUUCUUUACUUGCCCCCACCCCCAUAUCAAAUUUACUUUUGCGCCUCCCACUUGCCUCAGGUUUUGUUUAUACGUUAGCGUUAUGGGAGUUUUCCCGUUUCUUUUGUUCUCUUUUCCUCUGCUUCUCCCUCUUUACCUUUCCUUCUUGUCCUCCCAUCUCCUUCAUUCUAUUUCACCCUCACACUUUCCCUCUUUCUUUCUCCCUCUUUCCUUUCUCUAUUUUCCUCUUGUUCUCUUUUUUACCCUCUCUUUUACUUUGUUCUCUUUUACUCUCACUUCCUCUUCCUCGCGCUUUUCCUUUCCUUUCCCCUUUCGCUCACUCUCAUCCUCAUUUUUUCAUUUCCUCUUGUUCUCCAUUUUCUCUCUUCUCCUUUCUAUUACUCUCACUCUUCCCCUUUGUGGCUCUCUUUCUUUCACAUUCCCACUCACUCUUUCUCUCCUUCACUCUUUCUCUUUCCCUUUUUCCCUCUCCUUUCUCUUUCCAUGUCAAGUCUCUUACUCAUAUUUUCUCUCACCCGUUUAUUCCUUUGUUUUAUCCUUCCUUUUCUCUUCUAUUUUCCUCUCCUUCUCUCUCUUUACCUAUUGUUCCCGCUCUUUUCUACUCCUUUUCCGACAUUUUCUCUCUCUCUUUCACUCUCACUUCUUCCUUUCUCCUUUCAUUUGCAUCUUUUCCUCUAUUUUCUAUGCCUACCUUCUUACCCUCUUACUUUCUCUUCUAUUUUCCUUAA
Messenger RNA from Acanthosepion pharaonis, 735 nucleotides. The record is from the annotation of a GenBank genome assembly. NCBI's taxonomy places the organism in Eukaryota, Metazoa, Mollusca, Cephalopoda, Sepiida, Sepiidae.